Malaclemys terrapin pileata is the source of this 4097-nucleotide messenger RNA. RefSeq names its product Ras and Rab interactor 3 (gene RIN3). Gene Ontology annotation, cellular component: endocytic vesicle; cytosol. Gene Ontology annotation, biological process: vesicle-mediated transport; signal transduction. Bases 225 to 3134 code for a protein of 969 amino acids. The transcript has 10 exons. The record is from RefSeq and is a predicted model, not a curated record. Gene Ontology annotation, molecular function: small GTPase binding; guanyl-nucleotide exchange factor activity. NCBI's taxonomy places the organism in Eukaryota, Metazoa, Chordata, Testudines, Emydidae.
GCAGUUUUUUCUCACUUCAGUACUUCUUAGUCCACUGUCCCCCUGGUACUACUGAGGCAGAAACCGAUAUUAAAUCACCUCCCCUACCCCGGCUUGACAUACCAUCUUCCUGAGAAUAAGCCAUAAGAUGCGGAGGCUUUGCCCAGGGAUGGGAAAGGAUUGUUGGCUUUACAAAGGAGCUCUAACGCCAUUCUGAAACAGAAAGCCUCGCAAAGUUUGCUGUAAUGAUGACAACAUCGGCAGAAGCUGAGGGAGCCCGGGGUCUCGCGGGUCCUGUCACAGAUCCUGGUGAAGAAGACAAUGAUGAGACGCGGCCAUCUCAGUCCAUCCCUCUGCAAAACUGCCUUCCAGCACCUGGCAUCUGUGUCCUUGAUAAACUCAUCAAAACGUGCCCAGUCUGGCUUCAGCUGAGCAUGAAUCAGGACAGGGCUGGAGAGAUACUCAGCAAAGAAACAGCAGGGAUAUUCCUAGUUAGGAGAGAUGGUAACAUGAACAACAUGGUGCUCUUGGUCCACUUCCCAGCCCAGAAUGUGGCUUCUGAUGUGCAGGAGUACAACAUUAAAGAAGAAAAAUCAUUACUGUACCUGGAAGGAUCUGUUCUAGUGUUUGAGGACAUCUUCAAACUGGUAGCAUUCUACUGUGUCAGUAGGGAUUUGCUGCCCUUCACACUCAGGCUGCCUCAAGCAAUACUGGAGGCCAAUAGCUUUGCAGACCUCGAAACCAUUGCGAGCCUGGGGAUAGGCUUCUGGGACUCUUCUUUAAACCACAGAAGAACAGGAGGGGGGAUUUCCCAGCCUGUGAAAGACUCUGCCCUCAGAACUGUCCAGACGAAUAAUCUAAGGUCUAGCCAGCAGUUUGCAAGUAGCACAAACCACUGUUCAUGUGAAAUUGAGCUGUCAAUAGGAAAUGACAAGCUGUGGUUUGUGAAUCCUAUUUUUAUAGAGGAGUGCAGCAAUCCUCUUCCUCCGGAUGUACCUCCUUACAAGAGCUCCAGUGCAAGGGCUGAUCACUGUAGUGCAAUCACACCAAAUCCUAAGAGGUCUCCUCACCGUCCUCCUCCACCUCCUCCUCUUCCUCACAGUCAAGAUCUGAAGCCACCUGAAAAGCUAUCUAAGGAUUCCAUGACUGCCUGUGAAGAGGACCAGCUGCUUCUUCAGCAACUGAGGAAGAGCACUAAGGAAAUGAAAAUUGAGGGCAGUAAAGGUAAGGAAGAAAAGGGAAAAGAACCCUACUCAUCCAGUGACCCAUCAUCAGCCGCCCUUCCGAAAUGUGCUCGUCCCUCCAUACCUCCAAGGAGGCGGCCAUCUGAAAGAGCUUCAGAAGAGAGCUGCGUUGGUAAGUCUGGAAAAUGUGAAAUGCUGAAAGAGGAACAGACACAAGAAGAAUGGGAUGUUCAUACAGAGAGCAAUGAUUCUCAGUGCACAAAGACAGUAAAAAUGCUUGCUGCCAUUACUGAGAGAGCCACAUCAGAGUGCCAGGAUGGAAAUCCCAAAGCUGCAGAAAAAGAGAACUUGACUGAGCUACAAAGGAAGCCCAUGGUAAUAGUAAAGGCGCCCCCUGUCCCACCACCAAGAAAGAAGAGGCUAUCUCGGCUGCCGACUGCUUCCAGCUCCUGCGACUCGAAACAAAUAAACAUUGCAGAGCCAGACACACACAAUGUGCAGUCUUCAUCCAUGGAUAGCCCACAGCCAGAAGGUGAUGCCACCUGCCAACACACUCAGGAUGAAUCAGAUGCUAGCUGUAAAUCUGUUAGCUCAUCUGAACUUCAGGGUUCUCAUACCUCCCUGGACUGUCCAGGAAGCAAUGCAUUGGCUCAGACCUCUGCUUCUGAGCCUGAUUCUUACUCCACAAGCAGCACGGAGGAUGACCUAGAGCAACUGAGCACCCCUGCCAUUAAAAAGACAAGUUCUGUAAUCUUGGGCAAGGCCAAGCAGAGGCUCUCCUUUGUAAGCUUAACCAAUGUCUUCACAGUCUUCUUAUCUGCUGACAGAAAGCUGCAGAAGAAGAUUGUAGAGCUGUCACAGGACAAGGAUUCUUACUUUGGCAAUUUGGUGCAGGACUAUAAAGUGUACAGUUUAGAGAUGAUGGCGAAACAGAGUUCCAGCACAGAGAUGCUACAGGAAAUUCGAAUGAUGAUGACUCAGCUGAAGAGUUAUUUAAUACAAAGUACAGAGCUGAAAUCUCUCAUAGAUCCAUCAGUUUAUAAAGAAGAAGAAGUAGAAGUGAUUGUUGAGUCAGCGUUGUACAAAUGUGUCCUGAAACCUUUAAAAGAUGCCAUCGAUUCCUACUUACGGGAAAUCCACAACAAAGAUGGAUCCUUACAGCUGCUGAAAGAGAACCAGUUGGUCAUACAGAACACAACCACCACUGACCUGGGUGUCACCACCAGCGUGCCCGAAACUGUUGUGCUGGAAAAAAUCCUUCACAAGUUUACAACCAUGCACAAGUUCUACUCCCCAGAGAAGAAGAUUGGCACACUGCUGAAAUCCUGCAAACUCAUCUAUGACUCCAUGGCUCAGGGAAACCCAGGGAAGCCUUAUGGUGCAGAUGAUUUCCUCCCGGUGCUCAUGUACGUCUUGGCCCGCAGCAACCUGACUGAGGUGCUUCUGAAUGUGGAGUAUAUGAUGGAGCUCAUGGACCCUGCUCUGCAGUUGGGCGAGGGUUCCUAUUACUUAACUACCACCUAUGGAGCCCUGGAGCACAUCAAGAACUAUGAUAAGAUAACAGUAACUCGGCAGCUGAGCAUGGAAGUGCAGGAUUCCAUUCACCGCUGGGAGAGGCGGAGAACGCUCAACAAGGCCCGGGCGUCCCGCUCGUCUGUGCAGGAUUUCAUCUCCAUCUCCUUUUUGGAGACUGGUGCCCAGACACGGACGAUGGCCUCGCGGAUAGACACGACAACUCAGCAGCUAGGCCAACAAUGCGCUGAGAAGUUUGAGGUGUCGGAUCCCCAGAACUAUGGGCUCUUUGUUUACGUUGACGACAAAUGCCUGCAGCUUGCUGACGAUGCCCAACCCCAUCAUAUAAAAUCCUAUCUUCUGAAGAGCGAACCCAAAAAAGAUUUCCAUUUUAUUUAUAAACUGCUAUGCAAGGAAGAGACACAGAUUCCAGUCAUCAAAGAGCCAGACUUUUUAUAAUGGCAGAACUGCUCUUGUAUUGUGUUUGCUGCAGUCUUUGAAAGAUGCUGUCUCACUAUUGGGCAUUUCUCAGCAGAAUCCAUUUGCAGAAGCAAACAGAGUAUUCAUAGGAAUGUUCCUACUUUGGAAAACUUGAAGUAUUAAACCUCAAAACCUCCCUAUGGCAACAAACAAACUCAUAACGGAUGUGGACAAUGGAGCUUAACCAGUUGCUCCUGAGUUUUUAUAGAAGAGUGAGUAUCUAUCCUAUUAUAAGUUAUAUAGGUGAGAGUCACCUAUGCAGAAGGCCUGUAAAGGGCCUAUGCACAGCUUAAACCCUAUUUUUGAGGACUUAUGUGAUUUGAGUGCCUAGAGCUGAUUCCCUGCACAGGGCUGAAUUUCAUCCUGUUUGAAUAAAUUAUGAAUCAUGAUUGAUCUGUUCAGCAGCAUAGAAUUGUAUCAUGCAGCAGAACUCCAUCUGUACCCUGGUAUGUUAUGCUAUAUGUACUGACCUUUGAAAUACAUGUAAUAACAGAACAUGAAAUCCAAUACUGUAUGUGCGUGAAGAAGCCUUUCUGUGUGGUAUACAUUUCACUGAAAUGCGUAAUUUAUGCACUUCCAUCAAUGUAUUUUUUCUUCUUAAAGACUGAGACUCCAUCACCAUCAUUUUAGAUGUACAAUAGCCUUAAUCAAAUCUGUUGUACAGGAAUGUCUGGUUAAAUGUAUUUAUUUCCAUGUGUGAUCAUUGUAAAAUCACUUCCUAUUUGUGGAUAACUUGAUAGUGUAAAAACACUGAGGGAAAAGGCAACGUUCAUUAUAAAAAAAACUGAUUUCAAAUAGAUCAGUGAAAGGACUCAAGGUCAGAGAAGUUUUUUUAAAAUAUCACUUCCUUUUCAGCCAGUACUGGGUGCUUCUGUUAUUUUCUCAGAUGUUUUUGUAUCUUCAGGUUGUUACAGGAGUAAAUACAUGCUGUUGCAGACUGAA